This is a messenger RNA of Cladocopium goreaui, 1041 nucleotides long. NCBI's taxonomy places the organism in Eukaryota, Dinophyceae, Suessiales, Symbiodiniaceae. The record is from the annotation of a GenBank genome assembly.
AUGCCAGGAACAGGAGCUGUCAGAAAAGCUGCUUUCCAUCCAGAUCGAGUGCCUUGGCGACGCUCGGAGAGGAGCCUGGCUGAUGAGAAGUAUGACAAUCUCUUCCUACAGCUGAAACAGUCCACUGAGCGACACGACCAGGAGAUCCGUGAGGCCAACACAAACUUCGAUCUUCGCCACAAGAAGAUGCAGGACGAGUUCGAGGGCACUAUCUCGAAAGAGUACGAGAAGAACAGCAAACUUUUGGAUGAGUUGCAAAGCCUUCGGGAUGAAUUCGAGGGCGACAAGUCCAAGUUGCUGAAAGCCCAUGAAGAGCAGCUUCUUCAACUUCGCAGUGCUCAGGAACAAGCUUUGAGAGACUGGAGGACAGAUUAUGACAAGGUUUGCAGCCUGCUGAAAUCCGAUGGCUUGAAGUUUGAAGAAGCUUUGCGCCAGCAGGAGUUUGAGUACGAAAAUCAGAUCGUGGAAAUCGUGGAAAGAGAGCGCAAGGCUCUGCAGGACGAGUCCGAGAAGUCCGCCACAGCACUGAAGGACGGAGUCAGCAUGAAGCAGACCAUCGGCAUGUUGCAGAACCAGGUCAAAGCAAAAGAGGCGGAGCUUGUUGAGGCUGCAGAACGUGAAGAAGCCUUGAAGAAAAAGUUGCAAGCUUCGCAAGAAAUGGUGGAGAAGGUCAGAGCUCAACUGAAGGAGCGAGAAAGAAGCCUAAAGGUAAAGGAUGAAAGCCUCAACAAGUUGAGAGAGCAAAUGAAGCACUUGGAAAGCUUCCGCUUCGUGCUCUUUCACAAGGUGAGGGCACUUGAAGAAGAACGAGAUCCGCUGGAAGUGCAGGUAAACUCACUCAAGACCAGUGUUCGAGAAAUGUACACUGAGUUUGUUCGUGAGUUCCGGCAGAAGCAAAAGCUGGAUCAUGCACUGAGCGACAAGAGCAUGCUAUCAUCGUCCUUGCAACAGGAGAAUGUGGAGAAUCUCAGCUGCAGUGCAGAAUUCAGCCUUUGUGUGAAAGUAGCUGGCACUAUGGCAGUGCUUCUGAAUCAAUCAUAG